Molecule: messenger RNA, 273 nt
Organism: Dovyalis caffra
Lineage: Eukaryota; Viridiplantae; Streptophyta; Magnoliopsida; Malpighiales; Salicaceae
Source: the annotation of a GenBank genome assembly
AUGUCCUCUAAUGGUCUUCCUUCACCACCAGCACUAGAAGAUCCAGAUCUGGAGGAGGAGGGAGAGAUUGUCUUUUUUGACGAAGAUGAUAUUGCCAGUGGCCUUGAAGCUUGCAGAUUGAGCUUAACUGGGAAUACUACUCAAAAUCUUUCUUCAUUGUCUGUCUCAUAUCAGAGAAGACAAGCAGUUUCAAAGAUGACCAUAAUUGUUGGAAUCAAGGGAUUGGCUGUUAAGAAGAACACGAUUUCAGGAGCAGUCACUCAAGGUCCAUGA